AUGACGAUACACGGUCUUCUACGGCUUGUCAUCCGCAACGAUGCCAUCAAGAUCGACCCACCUGAGAUCUAUAACUGGAGGGUGAUAGCUCUUGCAGCAUCGGCAUGCUUCGCUGGUACACUAUUCGGCGUCGAUGCAGGCAUUAUUGGAGGCGUGAUUGCCAUGCCCGGAUUCAAGAAACAAUAUGGUCUGGAUGUACUUCCAGCAAGCGCAGCAGCCAAUUUGUCAGGCAACCUCGUUGUCACGAUGCAAGCGGGAGCUAUACUAGGAGCUCUCAUAUCGAGUCCGAUUGCAGACCGUAAAGGAAGAAGACCAGCACUCUUGGGCGUGGCUAUACUUGCAUUCAUCGGUGGUCUGAUGCAAGGCCUUGCCUUCGGCCAUCUGCCUGUCUUCUAUAUCGGACGCUUUUUGGAAGGCAUCGGACUAGGGGCUGGAACUUCGCUUGCCCCGACAUAUGUCGCUGAGAACUCACCUCGUGCUAUCAGAGGAUUCCUGACUGGCUUCUUCCAACUGCUCCUGGAUGCUGGCGGUAUGACAGCAUACUUCAUCAACUAUGGCUCGCUGCUACAUUUACCAGGCAAAGCUACUUACAUUGUGCCGCUGCUCUGCCAAUGCAUCGCCCCGACACUGCUCUUCUUCUCGAUGCUGGCAUGUCCAGAGUCCCCGCGCUGGCUGGCAUCACGUGACAACUGGGACAAAGCAUCGUCCGUGCUGCACGACGUCCGGCAUUUGCCUGUCGAGCACCCGUAUCUACAGCAAGAGCUCCUCGAACUGAAGACGCAGCUCGACCAAGAAAAGGCUGUCAUGGGCGAUGCAACUUUCUGGGGUCUCCAGAAGGAGUGCUGGACAGUCCCUGGAAACCGGAAACGAGCGCUGCUGACCAUCCUGCUGCUGAUCUUCAACCAAUGGUCGGGAACCGGUGCCAUCAAUUACUAUGCACCCACCAUAUUUCGGGAUCUUGGGCUCUCAAGCACAACGACCGCUCUCUUCGCGCAAGGCGUGUAUGGCAUUGUCAAGACUACAGGCGCUCUUAUCUUUGUUUUCUUCCUUGCCGAUUCUCUUGGUCGGCGGAUCUCAAUGAUGUGGAGUGGUGCUGUGCAGGCAUUUGCCAUGCUCUUCGUUGGGUUUUACGUGCGAUACGGCCCAGACAUCGGCAAGAAUAGUAGCCCGCCACCAGCCGGUGUCGCCGCCCUGGCCAUGGUCUACAUCUUUGCACUUGCUUUCAACGCAGGAUGGGGACCUGUGGCCUUCGUAUACGCCUCAGAGAUCCCUAGCAAUCGACUGCGGGCCUACAACAUGUCUCUGGCUUCUUUCACGCACUGGGUCAUGAACCUUACCGUCUCCAAGACCACGCCUAUCAUGCUUGUUUCCACGCCGUACAAGGCAUAUUUCAUUUUCGGGUCUAUCAAUAUCGUUAUGGCCAUCGCGGCUUUCUGGAUACCAGAGACCAAAGGAGUAUCGCUCGAACGUAUGGACGAGAUCUUUGGAGGCACGACCGACAUGUCCAAUAUUGAAGACGUCGGUGUCGCGGCCCAAAAGCAAGCGCAUCAAGCGGAUGAGGUGGAGAUUGUCAACCCGCAAACGAAAGCCUGA
This is a messenger RNA of Cyphellophora attinorum, 1593 nucleotides long. RefSeq names its product Quinate permease. Gene Ontology annotation, cellular component: membrane. Gene Ontology annotation, molecular function: carbohydrate:proton symporter activity. The record is from RefSeq and is a predicted model, not a curated record. Lineage: Eukaryota; Fungi; Ascomycota; Eurotiomycetes; Chaetothyriales; Cyphellophoraceae. Gene Ontology annotation, biological process: transmembrane transport; carbohydrate transport. The coding region runs from base 1 to 1593 and encodes 530 amino acids. The transcript is spliced from 6 exons.